GUGGGCCAUUUGGGGAACGGCGAAACAUGGCAGGCAGGUACCUCACCUCACCGUGCGUGGAGGUAACAUCCGGACGGCUGCACACAGCCAGGGCAGUCCGUCACUCUCAGGCUCUUGCUCUGGCUCGGUCUCGGCUGGCGGUGCCCCGGGCCAAAAACACCUCUUCUCCUCCACCGGGCGAACACAAUUCUUCCUUUCUUUUAAUACUCUGUCCUCCCCUCUCGUCCCCUCGAGAGCGUCUCUUCUCUUUUGUGCUUCCUCUUCCCUGUGAUACCCCCCCAGACCCUCUCCCCUCAAUUGGACGUCUCAUACUCGUCCUCCCUCCACCACAAUGCUUGCCUCUCGACAGGUUCUGGGCAAUGUUGCCCGGAGCCGUGCCUUUGCUGGCGCCGCCUCGGGCAUCCGCCGCAUGGCUAGCAUCUCCGACAGCCCUCUGGACCGCAAGGUCCGCCAGAACAACUGGGAGGAUAACAACUUCAUCAACUACAAGAAGAUGUCGGAGAACAUCGACAUUGUCCGCGCUCGCCUUAACCGACCCCUGACCUACGCCGAGAAGAUUCUCUACUCUCACUUGGAUGAUCCUCAUGGUCAGGAGAUCGAGCGUGGUACCUCCUACCUCAAGCUCCGACCUGAUCGUGUUGCUUGCCAGGAUGCCACCGCCCAGAUGGCCAUCCUCCAGUUCAUGUCCGCUGGCAUGGAGUCCGUUGCCAACCCCAGUACCGUUCACUGCGAUCACUUGAUUGAGGCUCAGUCCGGUGGCGCCCAGGAUCUUGCCCGUGCUAUCGACAUCAACUCUGAGGUCUACAACUUCCUGGCCACUGCCUGUGCCAAGUACAACAUUGGUUUCUGGCGCCCCGGCUCCGGUAUCAUCCACCAGAUUCUCCUCGAGAACUAUGCUUUCCCCGGCGGUCUCCUCAUUGGCACUGACUCUCACACCCCCAACGGUGGUGGUCUUGGUAUGGCCGCUAUCGGUGUCGGAGGUGCUGAUGCCGUCGAUGUCAUGGCCAACCUUCCCUGGGAGCUCAAGGCCCCCAAGGUCAUCGGUAUCAAGCUGACUGGCCAGCUCAACGGCUGGGCCGCUCCCAAGGACAUUAUCCUCAAGGUCGCUGAUAUCCUGACCGUCAAGGGUGGCACUGGCGCCAUCGUUGAGUACUUCGGUGAGGGCGUGCAGACCUUCUCUUGCACAGGCAUGGCCACAAUUUGCAACAUGGGUGCUGAAAUUGGUGCCACUACCUCGGUGUUCCCCUUCAACGAACGCAUGUACGACUACCUCGCGGCCACUAAGCGAACUGAGAUCGGUGACUUCGCCCGCACCUACGCUCACGGUCUUCGACCUGACGAGGGCGCGGAAUAUGACCAGUAUAUCGAGAUCAACAUGUCGGAGCUCGAGCCCUACAUCAACGGUCCCUUCACCCCUGACCUGGGCACCCCCAUCUCCAAGUUCAGCCAGGCCGUCAAGGACAACAACUGGCCCGAGGAGCUCAAGGUCUCUUUGAUCGGCUCUUGCACCAACUCCUCGUACGAGGAUAUGUCCCGUGCCGCCUCUAUUGCCCGCGAUGCCCUCAACCACGGUAUCAAGUCCAAGGCUGCCUUUGUUGUGUCUCCCGGUUCCGAGCAGAUUCGCGCCACCAUUGCCCGCGAUGGUCAGCUCCAGACCUUCGAGGAGUUCGGUGGCAUUGUCGUUGCCAACGCCUGCGGUCCCUGCAUUGGCCAGUGGGAUCGUCGUGAUGUCCCCAAGGGCACUCCCAACUCCAUCAUCUCCUCCUUCAACCGAAACUUCACUGGCCGAAACGACGGUAACCCCGCCACUCACUCUUUCGUUGCCUCUCCUGACAUGGUCGUUGCCAUGGCUGUCGCUGGCUCUCUUCACUUCAACCCCUUGACCGACACCCUCAAGGACAAGGACGGCAACGACUUCAAGCUCGCUGCCCCUACCGGCGAUGGUCUUCCCGCGCUUGGUUAUGACCCCGGUAACGACACCUACCAGGCUCCUCCCAAGGACCGCGCCAGCGUCCAGGUCGAUGUCGCCCCCACCUCCGACCGUCUCCAGCUCCUCUCCCCCUUCAACGCCUGGGACGGCAAGGACGCUCUUGACCUCCCCAUCCUCAUCAAGGCUAAGGGCAAGACCACCACUGAUCACAUCUCCAUGGCUGGUCCCUGGCUCAAGUACCGUGGUCAUCUCGACAACAUCUCCAACAACAUGUUGAUCGGCGCCAUCAACGAGGCCAACGAGGAGGCCAACAACAUCCAGAACUACUCCAACGGCGAGUGGGGUGCCGUCCCUGCUGUUGCCCGUGACUACAAGGCCAAGGGCAUCCGAUGGGUCGUUGUUGGUGACUGGAACUACGGCGAGGGUUCUUCCCGAGAGCAUGCCGCACUCGAGCCCCGUCACCUCGGCGGUCUGGCUAUCAUCACCCGAUCCUUCGCCCGUAUCCACGAGACCAACUUGAAGAAGCAGGGCAUGCUGCCCCUGACCUUCACCGACCCUGCCGACUACGAGAAGAUCAAGCCUGAUGACCGUAUUGACCUCCCUUGCACCGAGCUCGAGGUUGGCAAGCCCUUCAUCAUGACCGUUCACCCCAAGGAGGGUGCGGCUUUCGAGGUCCCUCUUUCGCACACCUUCAACGGCCCUCAGAUUGAGUGGUUCAAGAACGGUAGCGCUCUUAACACCAUGGCCAAGAACAGCAAGAAGAACUAAAUAUGGGAAGCAAUGGAUCGAGAUGAGGAAUGAUUCGGGUUACAAUGGCGUAUAAGAGGGGACCUACAUGAAGGACAGUGUUGGUUACGCACUGCCGUUUGUCCCAUGUUUUACUUUUUCCACUUGUAGGAACGGGAGGAGCAUAUAGUUUUAUAGGUUGUACAAAAUCAAACAGUUCAAAUA
Ilyonectria robusta is the source of this 2881-nucleotide messenger RNA. Its product is annotated as aconitase family-domain-containing protein. Gene Ontology annotation, cellular component: mitochondrion; cytosol. The record is from RefSeq and is a predicted model, not a curated record. Gene Ontology annotation, molecular function: aconitate hydratase activity; 4 iron, 4 sulfur cluster binding. The transcript has 4 exons. The coding region runs from base 332 to 2698 and encodes 788 amino acids. NCBI's taxonomy places the organism in Eukaryota, Fungi, Ascomycota, Sordariomycetes, Hypocreales, Nectriaceae. Gene Ontology annotation, biological process: tricarboxylic acid cycle.